AUCAUCCCUUUCCUUUUUGCUCCUCUCUUCCAACUACUUUCCUUCUUCGCUUGAGAAUCAGAGGCCACUGCGUCCAUGGACAAGAAGAAGAAACAGUUACCCAGUUGUUCUUCCCCCAUGAAGUUGGACCAUCUUUUUGGUCCCAAGGACUCCACCUCCGCCGCCGUCUUUAGCUCCAUUUUCCCCCCUUCAUCCGCCGUCGGGGGGAGAGAUUCGAGAAUGCAAGACGCCGCAUGCAAAAACAACGGAACGCAGGGGAAUCAGAGCAGGGGAGGUGAAAGCAACAGGAGCACGAGUAACAAGAAUACGGGCGGCAAUUAUCAGAACGAGACAGUGGAACCCAGCUACUAUAGCUCUUCCAUCUACUAUGGCGGCCAAGAAAAUUAUUGUCAGAGAGCCCGUACCACUGACUCCCAUCCUGUUUUCAAGAAGGAUAGGGAUGAUGAUGAUCCCGACGGAAACAGUCCACCCAGCGCUUCGAGAGGGAACUGGUGGCAAGGUAGGCCAAAAAUUCACCGUAGCGAGUGAUCAGUCCAGCAUGGUUUGCUCACUUUUAUUGAUCCUUUGCAGGUUCCCUUUAUUAUUGACCUCGCUCCGCCAUAACAUCUCCGGUUGUGGAUCAGGUAAAGUAUUUUUACUUCCUUGUGUCUCACUCUUCUCCUUCUCCUCGAUCGGCUACAUACAUCGGAUUGAGCAGCGGCAAUAAUAUAUCUUAGCCAUGUUAUUCAGAGGAGUUAAUUAAAGGGAACUUGAAGCAUAGAAAUUUAAGUAACAUGUUGAGGAACUAGUUAGAGGAUAGGGAGCAGAGUUUGGUGGGAAUGUAGGGGUAAAGGGAAGCAUGGAUGUGUAUUUGGUUUGAGAAAUGAGAAUGGAAUUUGUGGACAAAUUUUGCAGGAUGGAAAGAGAACACAGUGGAGAAUGGAGAAGUAGUUUUUGGCGUAGUGUGCCUUUUGGUGGUGUGUCAUAAUAUCGUGGAAGCCUGCCUCCUCGCUUUUGUAAGCUACAAAGUCAAUAAAAGUCUCAUUCUCUUCUCCCUGUUUUUGCACUCAAUUAUUUCCCUCGUCCUUGCCGUUCGCUUACUCAAAUUCAUUCAUGUGAUCAC
Messenger RNA from Neltuma alba, 1102 nucleotides. RefSeq lists its product as uncharacterized. The record is from RefSeq and is a predicted model, not a curated record. The coding region runs from base 76 to 528 and encodes 150 amino acids. The transcript has 4 exons. NCBI's taxonomy places the organism in Eukaryota, Viridiplantae, Streptophyta, Magnoliopsida, Fabales, Fabaceae.